GUAGGCAUACAUAAAACACAUAUAGUUCCAGCAUUGCGUUCCUAAACCAAGUGUAGACGAAGUAACGCAUUAAAUAUAAACUUUAUCCUAUUAAAAUACGAUCCACGAUUCUACCAAGUGUAAAUUCACUAACUAUGAAAAAGAUUGAGAGCGAAGUGCGUUUCUGUUUAGAACAUUACUUAUUUUUAACAAUAGGAUAAUUCGUGGAAGGGUCGGCUUAUAAUAACUUGCACAAAGGAAAAUAAUAGUUUUUCUUUACAUUUUCCCUACAAUUUGUUCUAUUAUCAGGAAAUUAUCAUCCCAACUGAGUAAGCAAGGCGUUGUAGACUUUGUCCUAUCAGGUUACUAUGAUAUUUAGUUCCCAUCCCGUUAUACGCCUCGAGGUAGGACACCGUCACUUCUGACGCUAAGGGCACGGGGCCAUUUAGUUCACGAAGCUUUUACACUCUUCGCACAGAUUCGCGAGGAGUUGGGUAGGUACGCGAGGAGCGGCAGGACGUACCCAAGGACAUCCGGAAAUAGGAUGGAGAUGGAGACCUUUAAUCACAGACUUAACACAUAUAUUGACUCAUGGAUGGGCCCCAGAGAUCCUCGUGUGAAAGGAUGGUUUCUGCUAGACAACUACCUACCCACUCUAGCUUUUACCAUCACAUACCUCUUGAUUGUGUGGAUGGGGCCCAAGUGCAUGAGGAACAGGAAGGCGUUCUCCUGUCAGAGGAUUUUAGUGGUGUAUAACCUGGCCCUCAGUCUGCUCUCCCUUUACAUGUUUCACCAGCUUGUGACCGCUGUCUGGCAAGGUGGAUAUAACUUCUUCUGUCAAGACACUCACAGCGCCGGAGAGGCUGAUGACAAGAUCAUCCACGUACUGUGGUGGUACUACUUCUCCAAGGUCAUCGAGUUCAUGGACACAUUCUUCUUCAUCCUGCGGAAGAACAACCACCAGAUCACCUUCCUGCACGUCUACCACCAUGCCACCAUGUUGAACAUCUGGUGGUUCGUCAUGAACUGGGUGCCAUGUGGCCAUUCUUAUUUUGGCGCUACGUUCAACAGCUUCAUCCAUGUGCUCAUGUACUCCUAUUACGGGCUCUCUGCCAUUCCUGCUAUACGACCAUACCUCUGGUGGAAGAAGUAUAUAACCCAAGGGCAGCUGAUCCAGUUUGUUAUGACCAUGAUCCAGACAGCUUGUGCUGUGGUCUGGACGUGCGGUUUCCCAAUGGGUUGGUUGUAUUUCCAGAUCAGUUAUAUGAUCACUCUCAUCAUUCUCUUCAUGAACUUCUACGUAAAGACCUAUAAGAGACGUGGAAUCACUUGGGAAAAGGACUUCGGGCAUGGUGCCAUGUCGUCCCACAACGGCCACAUGAACGGGGCUGCUUCAUCAGAGGAACUAAAACAUAGGAAGCCAAGGGCUGAUUGACCAAUUGUCCAGUAGCUUUCUGAGUCGUCUUUUGAUCCUCAUGGUUUAUACGUCUGUGUAACAUUGCUGUCAAAGUGAUGAUCUAGGACUUUGCACCACAAGAGCUUAGUAUAUGCACUAUAGAGAAAAAAAACAAAACAACACAACUGAAGUUUUAAUCUUUAAGAGAUUCCUAACAGUUUGCAUACUAUAACCUGUUAUUGUUCAUAUUGAAUCAAAGACCAUAACACUCAGAAAGGAGAGACAGGGUGAAGUAAAAGUAAAAUUACUUAAUUUUAAAAACAGGGUUCAAGUUACAUAGGACAUUUUUAGUAUCAAAGGUGAAUUAAUUUCACAAAAUUAAACUUAUUUAGCAUUCUAACAAAGUCUUAACAUUUCUAAUAGAUGUAGGAAAAAGCAUGGAUUUAGGGGGAAAAUGACUUCAUAGAAUAGACCAAAAAAACUUCAGCACUGUAUUAUUAUUGGAAUUAUAUCUUUAUUGGAAAUCAUUGUAAAUUAAUCAAAAUUAUUAAACAUGAUUCACUUGUGGAGAGGAUUGAUCUCAGCAAAAAAAAAAAAAAAAAAUCCAAAGUAGAAGAAAUUAUGUGAAGUUGGCAAGUUUGAUUUUGGGUCCUUUUUCCUGGUUGAUGAAACUUGUUAGCGAUUGUUGUAAAAGUGGACCACUUUUACAUUAUGACUGCUCUUGGAGUUGUUGCUUAUUUGUUUGUUUUUUGUUGUUGUUGUUUUAUAUUAUACUGUAGGUUUACACAGUAAUCAACUAAGAUGUAUUUCAAAUCAUUGUGUCCAGAGCAGUGUGACUUGGCAAAAAUGAAUCACCCAUUGGGAGGCUUAGUUGCUAACAAGACCUGACCUCCAAGACUGGAUGUUUAAACAGCAUUACAGCCAUUACAUACACAUUGAAAACUACCAAUAAAUCAUGAUAUAUAGUGUGUUUUUCAUAUUUAGUACUGAGAAGUGAUUAAAUGUAUGAGAUCUUAAUAAACACUAGUGCUUCAUAUUUCUAUUUUCAUUUUAGCAAAGUGGCAGCUGCUUGCAAAUGACACUAUAGAUGUGCACACUGUGUCUGUGCAGACACACACUGCUCUCAUUGACACUUGCUCUAAACUUUAUAGCCAUAGCACCAUUUCCAUCCUUCCAUUUUAUAGUGGCAAUCAGCUGCCACAUAGAUGUCAUAAUCCUCUCACCUGAUUGCUGAGGAUCAAGCCAGAAGCUAACCCAGAAGAGCCCUGUUUGAACUCGACUUGAUCAUCAAUUGCAUGGAUGAUGUCACUGGCAUCAUUUCUACUAUGCUGUAUAGGCCUAUGACAUGCGUUUUUUAACACAGGCAGGAUUGUAUCCAUGCUUUGGGUCCACAGAUCUAAUUGUAGAAUUGUUCUAAUUCAUCUCCAGUGUUUUCAAAAUAAGACAUCAGUGGUUUGAUUAGUGUACUAUUUUAAUUAGUUCGUAUGUUACUAAAGUAUCAUACAUUAGAAAUUAUAAAGUCAAUCAAGCCAUAAUGUGUCAACAAAUGAAACCAUGGAAAUUACCUUUAGUCAUAAUGCAUUCCAGUGCAAUGGCAAAUAAUGUGCUAAGAUGAAGCAACAAUAUUGUAUUCAGAGUGUUUCUUUCAGUGUAGCAUUGUUAGAAGCAUCAAAACUGAAAUUAGAAGAAUAGCUUUAAUUAGGAAUAGGGAACACAGAAAUAUUGAUUUUGAAGUGUGGAAAAAAAAGAAUAAUUCUGCACAACAAACAGAUAAUUUACCUGCUAAAGUUUAAUGUGCUAAUGUGUGACUCGACAAUUUGAGACAUUUGUUUCUUUGCCACUAAUGUAAAUUAACCAACUAAAGUCAACUUAAAAAAAAACUUUUAAAAUGAUCUCAAAAUUGCCUUAAAAGACAUCACGUCGCCAGUUUCUGUGAUUGUAACUUAUGUAUUUUCUUUGUAGUACUGUCACAAUAUUUUGAGUUGGUAAUAUGAUGUAGCCAGUAAAUGCCUUAAAUGCCAGCACUUGGGCCAAAAAUAUCCAUCUGAUAUCUGAUUCUUAACUCUGCAGUGCUGUGUCCCUCUAAGGUGUUUUAAUUGUAUUAAAAUCAGACAUACAAAGCUGCAAAGAAGCUGCAAUAGACACAGUGGUCUGUUUUAGUAGUUUGAAUAAAGACACUAGUGUUUA
Electrophorus electricus (electric eel) is the source of this 3562-nucleotide messenger RNA. RefSeq names its product ELOVL fatty acid elongase 5 (gene elovl5). Lineage: Eukaryota; Metazoa; Chordata; Actinopteri; Gymnotiformes; Gymnotidae. The record is from RefSeq and is a predicted model, not a curated record. Gene Ontology annotation, molecular function: fatty acid elongase activity. Gene Ontology annotation, cellular component: endoplasmic reticulum membrane; endoplasmic reticulum. Gene Ontology annotation, biological process: fatty acid elongation, saturated fatty acid; fatty acid elongation, monounsaturated fatty acid; sphingolipid biosynthetic process.